This is a messenger RNA of Centropristis striata (black sea bass), 823 nucleotides long. RefSeq names its product basic helix-loop-helix family, member e22 (gene bhlhe22). Bases 1 to 807 code for a protein of 268 amino acids. Gene Ontology annotation, molecular function: protein dimerization activity. NCBI's taxonomy places the organism in Eukaryota, Metazoa, Chordata, Actinopteri, Perciformes, Serranidae. The record is from RefSeq and is a predicted model, not a curated record. The transcript has a single exon.
AUGGACAGAAGGAUGAACUUGAACGGCAGUGCAGCGGACAUUUUUCACAAAACUCUCAGCGCCGUGUCCACUAAAAAGAUGGACUCCUUCAGGUCGGCGGCCGGCAUCGAACUACCAGCCAGAGACCGCCAGUCACCGAUCAGCUGCUUUGACCAGACCGAACAAGACUCGAUUCAACCGGGAGGACUGGCGGGAGGCAGAGGGGCAGCGCUGGGUCUGCCCACCGGAUCUUUGUGCGUCAAUUUCGGUGAGCGCGCCAACAGGACCUCGGCGGCGGAGAGCAGCGGCGGGGAGCAGAGCCAGGACGAUGACAGCGACGGCAGGUGUGACAUGGUGCUUCUGGCCGACGGGCGGACGGUGCCCGCGGGGAAAGGAGAAGGAGGUAAGAAAACCAAAGAGCAGAAAACACUGAGGCUAAACAUCAAUGCCAGAGAAAGACGACGGAUGCACGAUCUGAACGACGCGCUGGAUGAGCUCAGAGGGGUCAUCCCUUACGCGCACAGCCCGUCAGUGCGGAAACUCUCCAAAAUCGCCACUUUGCUGCUCGCCAAAAACUACAUCCUCAUGCAGGCGCAGGCGCUGGAGGAGAUGAGGAGGCUAGUGGCGUAUCUCAACCAGGGCCAAGCCAUCUCUGCUGCCUCGAUACCGGCCACCACUGCCCUCGCAGCCCCCGGCUUGGGCGCGUACGACCAGCCGCCCGGAUAUCCCUUCCCCACCGGGGUGGCUGCGUCCUCCUGCCCCGACAAAUGUGCCCUAUUCAACAACGCCACCUCCAGCCUCUGCAAACAGUGCACUGACAAGCCUUAACUGCGUCUGACAAAAG